AUGGAUAGAAAUAAUCCAAUAAAAGAGAAGUUAAAGACGGAAGCUUGGGAUAAAUUUGCAACUUGGGCUUAUUCGGUUGGUUUACCUUUCAAUGCCGUAUGUGAUGAAAGUUUCCAAGAUAUGAUCAAUGCCAUUGGAGAAUAUGGAAGAGGUAUGCCAGCUCCAUCUUAUUAUAAUAUUCGUGUGUCAUUGAUGAAACGAAAGUUGGAAGAAACGAAAGCAUUUGUGGAUUCGUUUCGGCCACAUUGGGAAGAAUAUAAGUGUAGCAUCAUGUCCGAUUUUUGGACAGACGGGAAAGGAAGGUGUUUGAUAAACUUCCUAGUCAAUUGUCCUUUUGGAACGGUAUUUUUGAAAUCAAUUGAUGCAUCGGAGCAUGUGAAGAGUGCUGAUUUAAUUGUGAAGAUGAUAAAUGAGGUGAUAAUAGAAGUUGGAGAGGCGAACAUUGUGCAGUUCAUUACAGAUAACGGGUCAAACUUUAAAUCUGCUGGAGGGAUUUUACAAGAACAACAUCCUAGGAUGUUUUGGACUCCUUGUGCAGCACAUUGUGUGAACCUCAUGAUUCAAGAUAUUGCUGAGAAAAUACCAAAGAUAAAGACUACCCUGACUGAUGCAAGAGCAAUUGUGGUUUUCAUUUAUAACCACGAAAGGAUUCUUAAUCUAAUGAGGAAGUUGACGAAAAACAAAGAGUUGCACAGGUCUUGUGUAACUAGGUUUGCAACUCAGUUUUAUACCAUUCAGAGUGUCCACGAGAAUCGACAUCAUAUUCAAGUAUUGUUUGUCUCUGAAGAAUGGAGGAAAAGUAGUUUUUCAAAGACAGUGGCUGGAAAGAGAGUCGAGCGAAUAGCGGGAAAAACGGAAUUUUGGGACAGCAUACAACUAGCUUGUCAAGUGCUAGCUCCUUUGGUUGAUGUGAUUAGAUUGGUUGAUACGGAAGAGAAGCCAAGUAUGGGUUAUAUCUAUGAUGCAAUGGUUAGAGCAAAGGAGCAAAUCACGAAAAAUGUAACUGAUGUAAAACUUGUCCAUAAAAUUAAAAGUAUGAUUCAAGCAAGAUGGACCGACCAACUUCAUCACCCGUUACAUGCAGCUGGAUAUUACUUGAACCUCGCUAUUUUACAUGGGGAAAAUUCGAAAGAUAAAAAAAAAGAACGCGGAAGUUUUGACGGGACUUUACGAGAUAUAUGGUGGCGUACAUAUGGGAUCGACACACCUUUGCUCCAAUCAUUUGCUAUUAGUGUCCUCAGUCAAACUUGUAGCGCUUCACCUUCUGAACGCAGUUGGAGUACAUUUGACAAUUUACACUCAAAGAAAAGAAAUUGUCUUUUGCAACAAAAACUCAAUGAUCUUGUAUUCAUUCAAUACAACCCAAGGUUACAAAGGCGCUUCAACUCAUUAAAAGCCAACAGAUCUUUGGAUCCCAUUUUGUUGAGAGAUGUAGAGGAAAAUGAUGAUUGGGUUACACCAACACAAGAUGAGCUUCAAGACUUUGUUCAGGGUACAGAUGGUCUUCGUUGGACGGAUGUACGAGAGGCCAUGGGAGGAAACGAAGAAGUUGGGCCAAGUACUAGGACCAAAAGAUCACGCUAUAGAGAUGAUGAUGAUGAUGUUCCAAUCAAUGUGGAAGAUGAUCUUAAUGUACAAUUGGAUGAGAUGGUUGAUGUGGACUCGGAGGAAGAUUUUAUGUCUUAUGAUUAG
This is a messenger RNA of Helianthus annuus (common sunflower), 1692 nucleotides long. RefSeq lists its product as uncharacterized. The record is from RefSeq and is a predicted model, not a curated record. The coding region runs from base 1 to 1692 and encodes 563 amino acids. Gene Ontology annotation, molecular function: protein dimerization activity. Lineage: Eukaryota; Viridiplantae; Streptophyta; Magnoliopsida; Asterales; Asteraceae. The transcript has 6 exons.